CCUAUAACAACGACUGCCUCUACAAUGCGUUCCCUUCUGUUUAUUCUGCUCAUCUCGGCCCUGGCUUUGGUUCAGGCCAGGACACUGAGUGGGUCGAAGGAGGAUUACCAAGAGAACGACUACCAGGAGUCGCGCGAAACCCAUCUUUCCAAACCCCAUCUGCACUCUUCGGUGUGGCCCUGCGAUGUGGCCGACUAUCGGGAGGCAUAUCCCCUUCUACACAAGGUGGAGAAGCAAUUGCCAAAGAUCGACAGCGCGGAGACUAGGAACCACAUCAGAGAUCACGUGGUGACCCAGCUGAGGCAGUGCAUCUCGGCGGGCAAGAUGGACCGGCAUUGCGUGGGCCGUUCGAUUGGUCUUGUCAUGUCCUUCAUUAACCACCAGAGGAGAAAUCAGCAGUCUACUGACUUGUAAAAAUGUGAUACUAUUUUUUAUAUAAAUUUGUUUAAGUGCCUGCCAAAUAUCUGCAGAUUUUUACUAUCAACACAAAUGCAAAGAUGUUGCUUUACUUUGCAAAAGCUUUUAAACAAAGUAAUAAAUUAAAUUACAAUAA
Molecule: messenger RNA, 553 nt
Organism: Drosophila kikkawai
Lineage: Eukaryota; Metazoa; Arthropoda; Insecta; Diptera; Drosophilidae
Gene: fit
Product: female-specific independent of transformer
Source: RefSeq, a predicted model, not a curated record